Messenger RNA from Alligator sinensis (Chinese alligator), 2921 nucleotides. RefSeq names its product dedicator of cytokinesis protein 6. The record is from RefSeq and is a predicted model, not a curated record. Gene Ontology annotation, biological process: small GTPase-mediated signal transduction; positive regulation of GTPase activity. Lineage: Eukaryota; Metazoa; Chordata; Crocodylia; Alligatoridae. Gene Ontology annotation, molecular function: guanyl-nucleotide exchange factor activity. Bases 491 to 2641 code for a protein of 716 amino acids. The transcript has 18 exons. Gene Ontology annotation, cellular component: cytosol.
GUAUUAUGUUGGCAGACACGCAUGUUGACGUAUGCUUGUCUGCAUGUGUGCGCGGCGUGGUACAUGCCUCUGUAAAUACAUGGGCAUAAAGGUGUGUGUGUGUGUGUUGGCAUGUGCAGGCAUGUCUAUACGUGUGUAUGGGUUUGUGUUCACAUGAGCAUGCAUGUCUCUGGGUAGGUAGGGUGCACAGGUUAUGUCUACACGGGUUUACAGGUAUAUGUACGUGCAUGUGUAUCUGCAUCUUUCUGUGUGCAUAUGUAUAACCUAGGAGGGCUGCACGUAAGCGUGGGUAAUUGUGUUCCUGUCUGCAUGCACAGCUGUGUGUCUGCAUGCAUGUCGCUCUGUGUGAGUAAGGGGGGGCUGCAGGUGAGGGGGGCUGGAGGGGUACACAUGUGUGUGCAUGUGGGCAGUAUAUGCACGUGUUUCCUGUGUGUAGGGCCGUCCAGGUGGAGAGCGCGGGCACCGCUUGCCCCUAGCCCAGUCACUGGACAUGCGGGCACGGCUGGAGGAGGCCAUCCUGGGCACUGUGGGCGCCCGCCGGGACAUGGUGCGCCGCAGCCGUGAGCGCAGCCCCUUGGGGCCACAUGAGAACGUGCGAUGGAGGAAGAGCCUGACACACUGGAGACCUAGCACCGAGAGGCCUGAUAAGACCAAGGAGGAGGUGGAGCAGGAGGUGCUGGUCGAGGGGAACCUGGUGACUGAGGCCAACCUGGUGGUGCUGGACACGCUGGAGAUUAUCGCCCAGACGCUGCCACUGGCCGAGGCCCGGGACAGCCUGCUGGGGGCACUGCUGCGGGUGCUGCUGCACAGCAUGGCCUGUGCACCCAGUGCCCUCUACCUGCAGCACAGCCUGGCCACCCAGCGUGCCCUGGUGGCCAAGUUCCCAGAGCUGCUGUUUGAGGAGGAUGCGGAGCUGGGAGCUGAGCUUUGCCUGCGGCUGCUGCGGCUGUGUGGGAGCCAUGUGGCUACAAUCCGGGCCCACGCCAGUGCCUCACUCUACCUGCUCAUGCGUCAGGGCUACGAGACUGCCCAUAGCUUUGCACGAGUGAAGCUGCAGGUGACGCUGUCGCUGUCUACACUGGUGGGGACGUCGCGGAGUCUCAGUGAGGAGCAUCUGCGACGCUCACUGCGCACACUGCUCACCUACGCUCAUGAUGACCCCGAGCUGCACCACAGCCCCUUCCCAGAGCAGGUACAGGACCUGGUAUUCAACCUGCACAUGAUCCUGACUGACACGGUGAAGAUGAAGGAGCAUCAGGAGGACCCCGAGAUGCUGAUUGACCUCAUGUACCGCAUUGCCAAGGGCUACCAGAACUCACCGGACCUGCGGCUGACAUGGCUGCAAAGCAUGGCGCAGACACACGCGGCCCGGGGGGGCCACGCUGAGUCUGCCCAGUGCCUGGUGCAUGGUGCUGCCCUGGUGGCAGAGUACCUGAGCCUGCUGGAGGACCGGCGCCACCUGCCUGUUGGCUGCGUCUCCUUCCAGAACAUCUCAUCAAACGUGCUGGAGGAAUCGGCUGUGGCCGACGACGUGGUGACACCAGGCGAGGAGGGCGUCUGCUCAGGGCAGCUCUUUACGGAACAGGGGUUGGUGGGUCUGCUCCAGCAGGCAGCCGAUGCCUUCACUGCGGCCGGGCUGUAUGAGGCAGUGAACGAGGUCUACAAACUGCUCAUCCCCAUCCACGAAGCAAACCGUGACCACACACGACUGGCGACACUGCAUGGGCAGCUGCAGGAUGCCUUCGCCCGCCUCGCCCAGCCGAGUUCUGGCUGGGAGCGGAUGUUUGGCACCUACUUCCGCGUGGGCUUCUAUGGCGGGGGCGGGGGGGGGCCGGAUGAGCAGGAGUUUGUCUACAAGGAACCGUCGCUCACCAAGCUGCCCGAGAUCGCCCACCGCCUCGAGGAGUUCUAUGCCCAGCGCUUUGGGGAUGACGUGGUCGAGAUCAUCAAGGACUCCAACCCCGUGGACAAAGCCAAGCUAGAGCCCAGCAAGGCCUACAUCCAGGUGACCUAUGUGGAGCCAUACCUGGAGGCCUACGAGCUACGGGAGCGUGUCACCGACUUCGAGCGCAGCUAUGGGCUUCGUCGCUUCCUUUUCUGCACCCCCCUGACACCGGGCGGGCGGGCGCAUGGCGAGCUGCACGAGCAGCUCAAGCGCAAGACGUUGCUCACCACGGCCCAUGCCUUCCCCUACAUCAAGACUCGCAUCAACGUGGUCCACAAGGAGGAGAUCAUCCUGACCCCCAUCGAGGUGGCCAUCGAGGACAUGCAGAAGAAGACACAGGAGCUGGCGUUCGCCACCCGCCAGGACCCGGCCGACCCCAAGAUGCUGCAGAUGGUGCUGCAGGGCUGUGUGGGCACCACCGUCAACCAGGGCCCACUGGAGGUGGCCCAGGUGUUUUUGGCUGAGAUCCCACAAGACCCCAAGCUCUACCGGCACCACAACAAGCUGCGUCUCUGCUUCAAGGACUUUACCAAGCGGUGUGAGGAUGCUCUGCGGAAGAACAAGGCUCUGAUUGGACCUGACCAGCGCGAGUAUCACCGGGAGCUGGAGCGCAACUACCAGCGCCUGCGGGAGGCACUGCAGCCUCUACUUAACCGCCGUGCCCCCCCGCUCCCACCUCCCACAGUGAUUCCAUGACCCACUUCAGGCUGAGGAAAGUGGAUGAUGAGAGGCACCUCAGAGCUGCAGCCUGGACCCCUGCCCUCCCCAGCACCUCCUGGGGGACCCCAACACUGGCUUGGGGGGAGGGGCAGCUGAGGACAUCCCUACCAGUACCCACCAGCCUUGGGGGACCUGUGCUGCUGCCCUACCCCGCCAGGAUGUUUACCCCCCAAACCCCAUUUACCUACCCAGCCCCAUUCCCCCCCUCCCCCAUUUUAUUUAUGAAACAAUUUAUAAAGAACCCCCCUUUGUAUUC